Molecule: messenger RNA, 354 nt
Organism: Wallemia ichthyophaga EXF-994
Lineage: Eukaryota; Fungi; Basidiomycota; Wallemiomycetes; Wallemiales; Wallemiaceae
Exons: 1
Coding region: 1-354 (117 amino acids)
Source: RefSeq, a predicted model, not a curated record
AUGUCCUUGCACACUUAUUCCUACUCAUCUUAUUACACUACUUGCCUCUCUCCUUCUCCUUCCCCCUCACGCCCACAGUCUCCUCCAAAGAAAGUCAAAUUUAGCCAGAAUCCACCUACAAUUGCUCCCACUUGGGACAAAAACCAAUACGACAGAUCUCCAGAGUCAAUUCCUACAACUAUCCAACUUGGCUUAUCCCUCCCACAAACUACAACCGUCUCCUCAAAACGCACGCGAUCAAAGAAACCAAACAGAAGCACCACCUGCUCUUCUCAGCACACCGAUAGCUCUUUCGUCAGUCAAUCCACUUGGGGUAUCUCAUUCGAUGACACAGAUUGUUUGGGAGGUUUUUAG